UUAUCCAGUGUGAAACAGAACACAGAAAAAAAAAAGAGACAGAAAUGGCGUUGUUGAGUGGUAGCACGCCAUGGUCCAAGCUCGUUGCUCCUCCCAUUUUCCACCGUUCUCACGCCCCUCGCACCUUCCUAUUCUUCAAACGACGCCGUUUCUCAGUCUCUGCUCUCUCUGAGCAGCCUCCCGUUCGCGUCCGUUUCGCUCCGUCCCCAACCGGAAACCUCCAUGUCGGCGGUGCUCGAACGGCCCUCUUCAACUACUUGUUCGCCAGGUCCAAAGGUGGGAAAUUUGUGCUCAGAAUUGAGGACACUGACUUGGAGAGGUCCACAAGGGAGUCUGAGGAGGCCAUGCUCAAAGAUCUCUCUUGGCUUGGGCUUGAUUGGGAUGAAGGGCCUGGUGUUGGAGGGGAUUAUGGUCCUUACAGGCAGUCUGAGAGGAAUUCUUUAUACAAACAAUAUGCACAAAACCUACACCAAUCUGGCCAUGUUUAUCGCUGCUUCUGUUCUAAUGAGGAACUGGAGAAGAUGAAGGAGGAUGCUAAACUAAAGAAUCUGCCACCGGUGUACACAGGUAAAUGGGCCAGCGCAAGAGAUGAGGAAGUUGAAGAAGAGCUGGCAAAAGGGACUCCUUAUACAUACCGGUUUCGAGUCCCUAAAGGAAGUUUAAAAAUUAAUGACUUAAUUCGAGGCGAAGUUAGUUGGAACUUGGAUACACUUGGAGAUUUUGUGAUAAUGAGGAGUAAUGGCCAGCCUGUUUAUAACUUCUGUGUAACGGUAGAUGAUGCUACCAUGGCAAUUUCCCAUGUUAUUAGGGCAGAGGAGCAUUUACCAAACACUCUAAGGCAGGCAUUAAUAUAUAAGGCACUAGGAUUUCCCAUGCCUUUCUUUGCACAUGUUUCCUUGAUUUUAGCUCCUGAUCGGAGCAAAUUAUCAAAACGACAUGGAGCAACAUCAGUGGGUCAGUUCCGGGAGAUGGGAUACCUACCGGAAGCAAUGGUGAAUUACCUAGCAUUAUUAGGUUGGGGAGAUGGGACUGAAAAUGAGUUUUAUACACUUGAUCAACUUGUUGAAAAAUUCACUAUUGAACGUGUUAAUAAAAGUGGUGCUAUCUUUGACUCAACGAAGUUAAGGUGGAUGAAUGGUCAACAUUUGAGAGGACGUCCAUUGGAGGAGUUGACAAAACUUAUUGGAGAGUACUGGAAGACAUCUGGCAUAGUCACAGUAUCAGCAGGACCUUUUAUUGAUGAAACAGUUCAACUACUUAAGGAUGGGAUUGACUUGAUAAAUGAUGCAGACAAGGCCCUUACUAACUUGCUUUCUUAUCCUUUGCAUUCUACUUUACAGAGCGAUGAAGCAGAACCUCUCUUGCAAGAUAAUCUUUCUGAGUUUGCCGAUAGCCUAUUGGCAGCCUAUGAUAGUGGUGAUCUGGUGGCAGCACUUGAAGACGGCCAUGCUGGCUGGCAAAAGUGGGUGAAAGGCUUCGGUAAAUCGCUUAAGCGGAAGGGAAAAUCACUUUUCAUGCCUCUCAGAGUUCUGUUGACUGGAAAACUUCAUGGACCUGACAUAGGGGCAAGUGUUGUAUUGCUCUAUAAAGCUGGAAUUAGUGAUGUAGUGGCUCCUGAAACUGGCUUUGUGACAUUGGAUGAAAGAUUCAAAAUGCUUAGGCAAAUCAAGUGGGAGACAUUGUCCAAGGAUCAACCUGUCAAAGAGACUGCUGCUUCUGUCUAACUGAGAUUUCACUACCAAGGUCUACCAAAUAAAACCAUGGUUUUUUUACACUUCUGUUUCAUGCAAAUUUGAGUACAGAAAUCUGUAUUUUGUAAUUUUUCCAGAGGGGUCUUGUUCAGGCUUAAUAAUGAGUUUCAUUUUUUAUAUAUAAAAGUUUGUUUCAAUGUGA
Molecule: messenger RNA, 1893 nt
Organism: Vigna radiata var. radiata (mung bean)
Lineage: Eukaryota; Viridiplantae; Streptophyta; Magnoliopsida; Fabales; Fabaceae
Product: glutamate--tRNA ligase, chloroplastic/mitochondrial
Exons: 13
Coding region: 45-1724 (559 amino acids)
Biological process (GO): glutamyl-tRNA aminoacylation
Molecular function (GO): zinc ion binding; ATP binding; tRNA binding
Source: RefSeq, a predicted model, not a curated record